Myotis daubentonii (Daubenton's bat) is the source of this 3125-nucleotide messenger RNA. RefSeq names its product aldehyde dehydrogenase 1 family member L1 (gene ALDH1L1). Gene Ontology annotation, molecular function: oxidoreductase activity, acting on the aldehyde or oxo group of donors, NAD or NADP as acceptor; formyltetrahydrofolate dehydrogenase activity. The record is from RefSeq and is a predicted model, not a curated record. Gene Ontology annotation, cellular component: cytoplasm. Lineage: Eukaryota; Metazoa; Chordata; Mammalia; Chiroptera; Vespertilionidae. Gene Ontology annotation, biological process: 10-formyltetrahydrofolate catabolic process; one-carbon metabolic process; biosynthetic process.
UCCCGGCUCUGGCCUUGGGCGCGGCCCGGGACUGGCCGCGGCAGGUCCCACCUCUCCGCCUCCCGGGGCAGCCCCAGCGCCAGGAGCCCAGCUCUCAGAGGUCCCUUCAGGCCCGCGGCCGCUGCCCCUCCUUCCGAGCCAGGUUCUUCCCGCCCACCCCUGCUGCCAUGAAGAUCGCAGUGAUCGGGCAGAGCCUGUUUGGCCAGGAAGUUUAUUGCCACCUGAGGAAGGAAGGCUAUCAGGUCGUAGGCGUGUUCACUGUCCCAGACAAGAAUGGGAAGGCGGACCCCCUGGGCCUGGAGGCCGAGAAGGAUGGAGUGCCCGUGUUUAAGUUCCCCCGCUGGCGGGAGAAAGGACAAGCUCUGCCUGACGUGGUGGCAAAAUACCAGGCUCUGGGUGCUGAGCUCAACGUCCUGCCCUUCUGCAGCCAGUUCAUCCCCAUGGAGGUCAUCAAUGCCCCCCGCCAUGGCUCCAUCAUCUACCACCCGAGUCUGCUCCCCCGGCAUCGAGGGGCCUCGGCCAUCAACUGGACCCUCAUUCACGGAGAUAAAAAAGGGGGGUUUACCGUCUUCUGGGCAGAUGAUGGCCUGGACACCGGGGACCUUCUGCUCCAGAGGGAGUGUGAGAUCCUCCCGGACGACACCGUGAGCACUCUGUAUAACCGCUUCCUCUUCCCUGAAGGCAUCAAAGGGAUGGUGCAGGCUGUGAGACUGAUUGCCGAGGGCAGAGCCCCCAGGGUCCCUCAGCCCGAGGAAGGAGCCACCUAUGAAGGCAUCCAGAAGAAGGAAACGGCCAAGAUCAACUGGGAGCAGCCAGCAGAGGCCAUUCAUAACUGGAUCCGUGGGAACGACAAGGUGCCGGGCGCCUGGACAGAGGCUUGUGGGCAGAAGCUGACGUUUUUCAACUCCACGCUGAACACCGCGGGCCUGGUGCCUGAGGGAGAAGCUUUGCCCAUCCCGGGAGCCCACCGGCCGGGGGUGGUCACCAAAGCGGGACUGAUCCUCUUCGGGAAUGAUGACAGAAUGCUGCUGGUGAAGAACAUCCAGCUGGAGGAUGGCAAGAUGAUCCCGGCCUCGCACUUCUUCAGGGGAGAAGACAGCAGCGCCCUCGAGCUGACGGAGGCAGAACUGGUCACCAUGGAGGCUGUGCGGAGUGCCUGGAAACGGAUUCUCCCCAACGUCCUGGAGGUAGAAGACUCCACCGAUUUCUUCAAGUCGGGUGCCGCAUCAGUGGAUGUGGUGAGACUGGUGGAGGAGGUGAAAGAGCUGUGCGAUGGUGUGGAAUUGGAAAAUGAAGACGUUUACAUGGCAACCACUUUCAAGGACUUCAUCCAGCUGCUAGUGAGAAAGCUGCGAGGGGAUGACAAAGAGAGCGAGUGCAUCAUUGACUACGUGGAAAAGACAGUGAACAAGCUGACCCUCCGAAUGCCCCACCAGCUCUUCAUUGGGGGCACAUUUGUGGAUGCCGAGGGUGCCAAGACCUAUGAGACCAUCAACCCGACAGAUGGAAGUGUCAUCUGCCAGGUGUCCCUGGCCCAGGUCAGCGAUGUUGACAAGGCAGUGGCUGCUGCAAAAGAUGCCUUUGAGAAUGGAUUGUGGGGGAAGAUCAGUGCCCGGGACCGGGGCCGGCUCCUGUACAGGUUGGCAGACCUCAUGGAGCAGCAUCAGGAAGAGCUGGCCACCAUUGAGGCUCUGGAUGCAGGCGCUGUCUACACCCUGGCCCUGAAGACCCACGUGGGCAUGUCCAUCCAGACCUUCCGCUACUUUGCUGGCUGGUGUGACAAGAUCCAGGGCUCUACCAUCCCCAUCAACCAGGCCAGACCCAACAGAAACCUGACCUUGACCAGGAAGGAGCCAAUUGGGGUCUGUGGCAUUGUCAUCCCGUGGAACUACCCCCUGAUGAUGCUUUCCUGGAAGACGGCCGCCUGCCUGGCUGCUGGGAACACAGUGGUGAUCAAGCCUGCCCAGGUGACCCCGCUCACAGCCUUGAAGUUUGCAGAGCUGACCUUGAAGGCUGGCAUUCCCAAGGGCGUGAUCAACAUCCUCCCAGGAUCUGGCUCAUUGGUUGGCCAGAGACUCUCAGACCAUCCUGAUGUGCGAAAAAUUGGGUUCACAGGCUCCACAGAGGUGGGAAAGCACAUCAUGAAAAGCUGUGCCCUGAGCAACGUGAAGAAGGUGUCCCUGGAGCUCGGUGGGAAGUCACCCCUCAUCAUCUUUGCUGACUGUGACCUCAGCAAGGCUGUGCAGAUGGGGAUGAGCUCCGUCUUCUUCAACAAAGGCGAGAACUGCAUUGCAGCGGGCCGGCUCUUCGUAGAGGACUCAAUACACGACCAGUUUGUGCAGAAGGUGGUAGAAGAGGUGAAGAAGAUGAAGAUUGGCAACCCUCUGGACCGGGACACCAACCAUGGGCCGCAGAAUCACCAAGCCCACCUUCGGAAGCUGAUAGAGUACUGCCAGCGCGGCGUGAAGGAAGGAGCCACUCUGGUCUGCGGUGGGAAUCAAGUCCCUCGGCCAGGUUUCUUUUUCGAGCCAACCGUUUUCACGGACGUGGAGGACCACAUGUUCAUAGCCAAGGAAGAGUCCUUCGGGCCUGUCAUGGUCAUCUCUCGGUUUGCCGAUGGCGACAUGGACACUGUGCUGUCUCGGGCCAAUGCCACAGAAUUUGGCCUGGCCUCUGGCGUCUUCACCAGGGACAUCGGCAAGGCCCUGUACGUCAGUGACAAGCUGGAGGCAGGCACCGUGUUCAUCAACACGUACAACAAGACCGACGUGGCCGCUCCCUUCGGAGGCUUCAAGCAGUCUGGAUUUGGCAAAGACUUGGGAGAGGCGGCCCUGAAUGAGUACCUGAGGGUCAAGACGGUUACCUUUGAGUACUGAAGAAAGGUCUCAUGCGAAGAAGCCUCCGUCUCUUCCACAGCCUGACCGGCCUCCCCUGUCAGCCCGAUUGUCCUUCUAGCCCCCUCCUGGGUACACAGCACCUCCACCCGAACUGGCUGGUGGAAGCCUGCUGCCUGCAACCCCUGUCCCUGUCCGGGACCCCCAUCUCCCCAACCCCAGUCCAAUCAGAGCAACAUUUGGCUACUGAGAAGGUGGCCCCAGGGCGAAUAAAUGUUCUGACCAGCAGCA